Molecule: messenger RNA, 7366 nt
Organism: Corythoichthys intestinalis (scribbled pipefish)
Lineage: Eukaryota; Metazoa; Chordata; Actinopteri; Syngnathiformes; Syngnathidae
Product: zinc finger CCCH domain-containing protein 6
Exons: 13
Coding region: 295-3687 (1130 amino acids)
Biological process (GO): negative regulation of DNA-templated transcription
Cellular component (GO): nucleus
Molecular function (GO): metal ion binding; RNA binding
Source: RefSeq, a predicted model, not a curated record
CAGCGUUCGGGAAUGUGUGCUGCGGUUCUCAGUAGCCAUUUUGAGAUGAUAUCGCUGUUGAGAAAUCCCGUGAAGAUGCUGAAAUCAACGAACAUGGUUACAACACAGAUUGUUUCUCUCUCCGUUUGCUCUCUUCUUUCACCAUGGCGGCUGUCAACCGACGGGACAAUAGCAAAGCGGGGUAUCGAGCUGUGCUCACAGAGUUAAAACGUCAUUGGUAUGAAAGAGGAGAGUGUCUGUACACUGUCUCUGUCGAGACAUGAAACACCAGAAGUGAAGCAGAUUUGAUUUCCAAUGGCCUCUGUGAGCCUCGUUUCCAGUCCCCCAGUCCCCGUUUUUGACAAAAAUAUGACAGACUCUGAGCUGGCAGGGGACGAAAGAGAGGAUGGGGAGUUGGAAGAUGGAGAAAUUGACGAUGAGGGAAUAGGGAUAGAGGAAGAAAACAAGGAGGCUCCAGAGGUGUUUGAAAACGAAGAAAAGCAAAAGGAGAAGGAACGGGACAAAGAAAAGGAAAAGUCACACCGGCACUCAAGGAAACGCUACAAAAAGACCAAGGAGAAGAGAAGGUCGAAAAGGAGGAGACGGGACAGACAAAAACAUCACUCUUCUUCAAGUAGCUCCAGUUCUGACAGCUAUGACUCAGAUUAUGACCGUCCAGGGAGACCCAAAAACAGGCCCAGUCAUGGAUCUGGACGCGAUUGUGACGUUCAGAAUGUUCAGCAUGGAAGAGACCAGAAAGGGUCGCGCGGUAGCUUGCAGAAGUCACCGCCUCACAAAAACUCAAAUUUCGACAAAUAUAGUGAUUACAGCGAUGACAACUACGACUACGAAGAUGAGGAGGAUCCCUAUGAUGGGGAAUCCGAGUACAUGCAGUCUAAAGAUUCAACAUCUGGCCCGGGAAAAGGCCGCUAUCCGAAGGAGCAGAUGGGGAGGAGGGGGAACAUGAGGGGCCUGAAACAAUUUGGGCAAAGAGGAAGAGGCAGAGGAAUUGGAUCUGGCAGAGGACGAGGGUCGCUUAACAAAAAGAUUAAGGGGGGGAAACCCUGGAUGGGACGUGGGGGACGUGGCAGAGGGGUUGACCAGGACAUGGAAGACAUAGCUCCUGAAGUCAAAAAUUCUGGUUUUCAGAAGAAGAGACUCGUUAUGAGCAAAGAAUUCAUCAGUCAACACACGGUGGAACACAAUGGAAGAUACAUUUGCAAGUAUUUCCUGGAGGGUCGCUGCAUCAAGGGAGAGCAGUGUAAAUUUGAACAUGAACUGGUCAUCCCGGAUAAGAAGAAAGAACUUUGUAAAUUCUAUCUCCAGGGAUAUUGCAGCAAAGGAGACCAUUGCAUUUACAUGCACAGUGAAUAUCCUUGCAAGUUCUUUCAUACUGGAGCCAAGUGCUAUCAAGGGGAGAACUGCAAAUUUUCCCAUGAUGAUCUCACUGAUGUGACAAAAGAGUUGCUCAAUAAGAUCAUUAAUACUGAGGAGGAGAACGCCCGUGAGGAUGAGUUGGAGCUGGAGGACUUGAGAAAACAAGGCAUCGCCCCACUUCCAAAGCCGCCUCCAGGUGUGGGCCUGCUCCCCACGCCGGGUCACAGCAGCCCAACAGAUGAUUCUUCUCAGGCAGGGAAGAUUCCUUCCAUCUUUGAAAUAAGUGUUCAACCGACUGUUGACCUAGCUCAUAAGAUUGGUUUAAAUGAGUCCAACUGCCCCGAUCCCAAUGAAGACACUGACCAGUUUAGUGGAAGACCGGAGGAAACACAGAGUGGAGCUUUGGUGUCUCCAGGCUCUGAUACUACCACAAUCCCUUCCUUGGGGCCACCAGGCACCGUUGGCUACCCAACUGGACCACCCAUGAGUGCCCAGAGUCCUCCUGGACAGCAGAUGCCACAUGGAUACCCAAUGCAGCAGCCAAUCCCAUCUGGUCAGACACCAGUGUUUCAUGGAAAUACCAACUGUCAGAGGCCUCCAUUCCCUGCAGUACCUGAACUUCAGAUGUUGCAGAGCCUCUUCCCUUUUCCACCAGUGGCCCAGAACCCACUAGAGCUUCUCAACAACUUGCUGCAAAAACAGUCUGUGAGCCAUCAAGUGGAACCCGGAAUAAACCAGAUCCAGAACCUCCAGCAGCAGAUUCCAGAUGUCCAGUUACAGUCUUUACCUUCAGCAGUGCAGAAAGCCAUUAUUCUACACCUGACCCAGCAACAGGCAGCGUCAAAGCCAUGUGAGAGCAAUCCGCAGGGAGCAGAGAGUCAAGAUGAUAGGAAUACAAACAGAGACGAAAUAACAAACUGGUACUCCAGUGACGAAGAGGGCGGGAGCAGUGUCACGUCAAUCCUAAAAUCUCUCAAGAGGCAGACUGAGAUGCAGCAGUCCAAGACCACAACACCAGUCACUACAGCACCUCUGGGUGACCCUCGACUUGUCAAGGAGCGAACUCAACCAAGUGACCCACGUGUGAAGGCAGAUCCCCGGCAGAGACCUCCAGAUAUGAAAAAGGAGUCUGAUGCAGGUAUGGAUCCACGACUAUCCAGGGACCCUAGGAAACCGAGACAUGUCGAGUCGAGUUCCUACCGCCAGCAAAACCAGUCAACUGGCCAAAAAAAGCUCACUGGAGAUGAGGAUGAGGAAGGGGAGAGGGAACUCCGUGACAGAGCAGUCCUUAUCCCAUUGGAGGCCAGUCCGGGUGUGAUGCUGCGAGACCCCCGCUGCCAACUGAAGCAGUUUAGCCAUAUUCGCGUGGAUAUUUUGCUUCAACGCCCGGCUUUCGCUUUAACAGUAGUUUGGGCCCCUGAAGACUUAAUCCCAUCUCCGAUACCAAAACAGGAGCACUCCAUCAAUUUACCACUGCCACCUCUGAUCGCUGACGCUCAGAUGAACAGAACAAGUGUUUCGGACCACUCCCUUCCGACAAGCCCUACGCUGACUGACCCCAGAUUGGCGGCGGCUCGUUUAAAGGAACGUUUUGCUCGUUUGCCUUCUGGAUCCUCAAUGGAUAGACCUGUAGAUCCACGUCAGAUAAAGAAUUUAGACCCCAGACUCAAACGUACAGGAAGUCUGGAUUCCAAGCUGCCGGGUCAGAAGGAAGCCCCUGCAGAGGAAGUUUUGGAACCUGAGUUGCAAAAGACCAACAUUAGCUCCUCUCUUUCUGAGAGACUGCCGCCCUAUGCGCCACGGUUAGCUUCCUCAGGGGGAGUCCUGGAAAGUCCCACGAGAAUCCUAGGAGGGAUCAGUCUGUAUGACCCCCGCAAUCAGACUGAGCCAUUUCAAAAGGAUCAAGUAGACCCUCCUAGAAGAGCGGGUAUUCUCAAACAUCCAGUGAAGAAAGACACUCCUCCAACACAACCUGCCUCCCCGAGUCAUGUCUCGCAGGAUGAGACAAAAAACACGGAAGCUGCCUCUAAUCACAAUCAGACCGUGCGUGACUCCUCACCUCCACCCCACCAAGACUGCAUCAGCACCCCUCACGCAGUACAUAAUUUGCCGGUUCAAGCGGUGGCAGGCCUGAUCAGACCUCAGUAUGCUGAGGGCAGGCAGGCCAAACUGGUAGGACCAGGUUCAGCAGAGGUUGCCGAGGAACAGAAGGAGCAAAAAGAAGUUCUGGUUGAUGAACCCAAGCAGAUGAGGGAGGAAGAGCUGGAAGACAGGACUCUCAAAGAGGUCUUCAAAACCUUUGACCCCACAGCGUCUCCUUUCUCCCAGUAAAGCAUUGAAUUUUUAUAUGAAAUACACAUGUCAAUUGUUAUUUAGCUAUGACUCUAUUUAUGUACUUUCACUUUAUACAUACUGUAUGUGGGUGGUUUAGGAGUGAGCAUGUUAAUGAUAUUUAGUAAUUUAGCUAGGUUAUUGAUUUGUCAAAAAGUUAAUGAAAGUUACAAAUGUAACUACGGUUCUAUGACUCCUGUAUGACCACCAGCUCUGUGGUUGUCAGCAGGGAUGUAAUAGAACUAGCUGUAAUAGACAAAACUCAGAUUCUUGUCUUUAGUGCAUUUACCUACAAUAUAUUUCAACCUGCAAUGUGAGAUGGUCCUUUUACUACAUUCAGUGUCUCAAUUUAAAUGUACGCACAAUUGAUAGUUCUGUUAAUAUAGUCUACAUGCCUUCAGUUUGUAACGCCCAUUAGCAUUUCACAAAAUACACAUUUUCUAGUGACAAGCUUCUAAGUAACUCAAUAUGAUAGGAUAAUCAUCCUUUCUAAAAAAAAAAAAAAAUGGAGUAUCUUUCCGUCGUUCAAAUUAAUAUACAGGUAGUCCUCAAGAUACGAACGAGUUCCGUUUCUAUGCUGGCGACGUAACAAAUUUCUGAAUAAAUUGGAAUUAACCAUUUAAGUACACCUAAACCUCAAAAUAACUAUCCAAAAAGUCCAAGGUAUUGUAUUUUUGUUUAAUGAUGGAGAAUACACUGUCCUCUGGUAGCAGCGGUGUGUCUGGCUGGACUGUCGCCUUGUAUGACUAAGAAGCAGACUCAGGCGUCUGACAUGGAUAAAGGAUAGCUGCAUUCUGGUUUGGCCCACAUAAAGCUGUAAGUUGUUUCAGCUAAUAUAUGUUUGUGUAUGUAUUUGUAAUUAAGUUUACAGCUACAUUCUGUGAAGUUGUGUGUGAGCAAUUUGCUAUAAGAAUUGUAAAUACGUUAGCAUUCGUAGCAUUUAAGCUAGUAGACUUUUGUUAGGCAAAUAAGGCUAAUUUAAUCUACUAAAUAUACAUAUUGAUCAGACUAUAUGGACGUUUGAACACCAAUUAUUUUGUGUCAAAUGUUGUUAAAAUGCAUGUCGUUCUGAACAUAGGUUUACAUGUGUUUUACAGCUUUACAAAUUGUCAAAAGUGAAGUAAAAAGCAUAAUUGCCUUGUUUGCUGUCUGUAAAGCUGAACAACUUCCCGUUUGGUGAGGACAGAACACGUAAUUAAUAAAGUAAAAAAUAAGAUACUGUGAGGUACAAUAAAGUACUGUUUUUGUGACUUACAAAAAAAAAAAAAAACGAAGGGAGACGAAAUUGCGGUCAAGCCUCUGGUGUCGUAAAGUCGAAAGCGCGUAUGUCGAGUAUGUCGUAACCUGGGGACUACCUGUCUAAUUGUGAAAAUAGCUUUCAGCUGCCAAAAAAAACAAAUGUCAAAAGAGAUUUAAAUAUUUAUUAAAUGGGAAACGAUUCAAUUUUUAACAAGCAAAUAAGGUUCUUUAAUGUGCAUUGAUCAGAUUUCAGCGUUCCUUUUUUUUUUUAACUGAACUACUAAAUUUAUUGAGAUGCACUUGAAUUAACACUUGUUUUAAAUGUUUUUAUACCAAACGUUUUGCCUCAAAAUGAGUUUGUAUUUGAAAUUAAAGCCAUAUUGGAUUUUUUUUUUUUUUUUUUUUUUUUUGUAUUUUCACAUUUUAAAUAACAUUUUCAUAGUUUAGUAGAAGUAUUGGUGAAUGUCCUUUGUUCUCAUCAGCUUUUGAACGCGGUGUAUUGUACAUAUCUUAACAUGAAUUAAAUAUCUGCACCACAACCUGAUGUAAAACAGUACUGAGUUGGAAUGUACAGUAUUUUACUUCAGCUGUGUGACAGACGGUUAUGUGAACCACUACUUUAAUUGCAACAUUAAAUAUUAUCGGUCAAUAUUUGUGAUUCUCUUUCAGUUAUCAUGUGGUUUACAGUAUAUACACUGCUCAAAAAAUAACGGAAACACUAACACAUUUGUAGAUAUGAAUGAAUGAUAUAUUUUUAUGAAAUACCGUAUUGGCCCGAAUAUAAGACGGUGUUUUUUGCAUUGAAAUAAGACUGAAAAUGAGGGGGUAGUCUUAUAUUCGCGGUCUAGACAUUAUACCCAUUCACGACGCUAGAUAGCGCCAGAUAUCAUUGAAGCCAUGUUCUGUCAUGACAGAUCUCAGCUUCUCUCAAGUUUAACCAGUUUGCAAUUUUUUAUUGCAAUGUUUUUCGUUAUUCAGAUUUGUUUCAAGACUGCAGUUAGAUUUCACUUUGAUGGUUAAUGCAGUUAUUGCAAUUUUGUUGUUUUAUCACAAUAGAUUGGCUUCUGGUUUUUGAAAUGUAAAUAAACCAUUCAUUUACGAAUGUGAUUGCACUUUAGUUUACAUAUUUAAAUCUUCAGAUAUUAAAAUUUGAAUGAGGCAAAAUAACAAGCUUUUUCUCUCAAAUAUAUUGUUAUAAUCAAUUGUUUCGGAUGUACUGUAAUUAUUUUCUCUAUAAAAAUUAAUUUGGUGUUCAAAAAGUCUUUUUUUCAAGCUUGUGUCUUGAAAAAGAGGGGGUCAUCUUAUAAUCAGGGCCGUCUUAUAUCCGGGCCAAUACUGUACUUCGUUCUUUUCAAAGUUGAAUGUGCUGACAACAAAAUCACACAAAAAUUAUCAAUGUAGAUCAAAUGUAUCAACCCAUGGAGGUCUGGAUUUGAAGGUGGACUCGAAAGUGGAAAAACACACUACAGGCUGAUGUAACUUUGAUGUUAUGUCCUUUAAACAAUUAAAAACGAGGCUCAGUAUUGUCUGUGGCCUCCCUACAACGCCUGGGCAUGCUCCUGAUGAGGUGGCUGAUGUUCUCCGGAGGGAUUUCCUCACAGAUCUGAACCAGGGCAUCACUUAGCUCCUGGACAGUCUGAGGAGCAACCUGGCUCUGCCAGAUGCACCUACACAUAAUGUCCCAAAGGUGUUCUAUUGGAUUUAGGUAAGGCGUGGGGCCAGUCAAUGUUAUCAAUUACUUCUACCUUCAGAAACUGCUUGCAACUACAGCCACAUGAGGUUGAGCAUUGUCAUGGACCAGGAGGAACCCAGGUCACACUGCACAAGCGUAGCUUAUGACAAUAGGUCCAAGGAUUUCAUCCCGAUACCUAAUACCAGUCAGGGUGUCAUUAUCUAAUCUGUAGAAGUCUGUGUGUUCUUCCGGGGAUAUGCCUCCCCUGACCAUCACUGACGGACUACCACACCAGUCAUGCUGAAUGAUGUUGCACCCAGCACAACGUUCUCCACGGCAUCUCCGGACCCUUUCACGUCUUUUACAUGUGCUCAGGUUGAACCUGCUUUCAACGGUGAAGAGCACAGAGCCAGUGGCAUAGUUGCAUAUUCUGGUGGUUAGUGGCAAAUGGUAAUCGAUCUCUACGGUGAUUGGCAGUUAGCAUGGGGCUCACUACAGGAUCUCAGGCCCUCAGACCAUCCACAUCGAGUCCGUUUCUGAUUGUUUGGUCACAACAAACAUUCACACCAGUAACCUGCUGGAGGUCAUUUUGUUGGGCUCUGGCAGUGUGCAUCCUGUUCCUCCUUGAACAAAAGAAUGUAUACCAAUCCUGGUGAGGGUUUAAGGACCUUCUAUGCCCCUGUCCAGCCCUCCUGGAGUAACUACCUGUCUCCUGGAAUCUCCUACAGGCCCCCAGUUUGCUCCUCAGAAUGUCCAGGAGCUCAGUGA